Messenger RNA from Erigeron canadensis, 1700 nucleotides. RefSeq lists its product as uncharacterized. The record is from RefSeq and is a predicted model, not a curated record. The transcript has 4 exons. The coding region runs from base 69 to 1445 and encodes 458 amino acids. Lineage: Eukaryota; Viridiplantae; Streptophyta; Magnoliopsida; Asterales; Asteraceae.
CAUGAUCAUGAUCAUAAAUAUCAAUAAUAGUACGUGAUCAACUGUCAACAAAAAAACAUGAACAAAGCAUGAAAGAAAUAAUACUUUCUAACCUUACCAUUUCACUACUUCAAAUAUAUAGAUACAUCGAUAUAGAUAUUAUUGAUCAGUCUCCUCUUAACGUCUUCGCUGCCAAUAUGGAAGAUGAAAGCGUAGCCUUGAUAUCGAAAAGGCAAAUUUACUCGCGUAGUAAGUCACAUGCCUACGAUGAACUCCAGAAUUUCCGAUCAUGGCUUUUAUUAAUGUGUGUUGAUCAAUCUAACGUUUGGACCGCAUCUUUGUCAUGGGCAGUGUUCGUUAUAUUUACUUUUAUAGUUCCUAGCUUGUCUCAUUUCUAUCUAGCGUGUAGUAAUUGUGACAAUCAACACGCUAGACCUUUCGAUAUGCUGGUUCAGUUGUCUCUGAGUUGUGUUGCUACGCUUUCGUUUGUUUCUCUUUCGCAGUUUAUGAGGAUUUAUGGACUUCGUAAGUUUUUGUUCUUUGAUAGGCUUUGUGAUGAAAGCCAAAACGUCCGUAAAGGGUAUACUGAACAAGUCAACAGAUCGCUUAAAAUUCUCUCCAUUUUCGUGAUCCCAUGUUUCGUUCUCGAGUGUGCAUACAAAAUUUGGUGGUACAGUUCUGUUGCCACAGCCAUAACUUUUCUCGGAAAUGUUAUGUUGAGCGACGCAGUAGCAUGUACCCUGGAACUCUUCUCUUGGCUAUACAGAAUCGUGGUGUAUUUUCUUGUGUGUGUCCUUUUCCGCCUAGUUUGUUCCCUGCAAAUCCUGCGUCUACAAGAUUUUGCCAAAGUUUUCCAUAUAGACUCUGAUGUAAAAAGUGUAAUGAGGGAACAUCUCAGGAUCAGAAGACACCUGAAUACUAUAAGCUAUCGUUAUCGUGUUUUCAUGUUGUUGGUCCUUAUAGUGGUCACGGUCAGUCAGCUUGUAUCACUUCUUGUAACUACUCGCAGCACUGCAGACCUCAACAUUUUCGAAACCGGUGAACUUGCAUUGGUUUCCGUAAGCCUGCUUGCUGGUUUAAUGAUUUUGAUGAGGAGUGCGACUGGGAUCACUCACAAGGCACAAGGCGUGACAUGCCUGGCUGCCAAGUGGCAUGUAUGUGCAACAAUUGAUAUCUUCGAGUCACCAGAAGGUGAACGAGAAGCCAUCCCAUCUGAAGAAUCGACAUCAGACUGUGAUGUUGGCAAUGAAGAAGAUGAGUUGGUAAAUACUAAGCUUAUACCAUCCUACGCUUACAGCACAAUUUCAUUCCAGAAAAGGCAAGCCUUAUUGUCUUAUUUUGAGAACAACAGAGCUGGGAUAGCGGUGUUUGGGUAUGUCCUAGACAGAACUACACUACACACCAUAGUGACAAUAGAGUUGACGCUGGUCCUAUGGUUGCUUGGAAAGACCAUCGGCAUUUCGUGAUAAAUACAAUGUCAGACCAAGAAGAUUCAAUAUACUUGUGUAAAAAGUACUACCACCAUUUGGUUACAUGAAUUGUUACACCAAGACAGCCACCUACAGCAACGUAUGUAUGAUACCGUGAAUGCCCCGUGAGAGUGUGCAAUGAAAAAGAUUGAACAGGAUUCGCAGAAAUUUUGAACGAGUGUGCAAAAAUGAGGACAUGAAUAUUUUUGUGUGUUGUAUGUCUGUUGAUGGUUAUAUAUGUUAUUUGUUCAA